UGUGGCAACCAGGUGUCAUUUCUGCGCAACAGCAACCGCAGCAUCUACUAUCUAUCGACGGCACUUGUGUGCGUUGCGUGUCUACGCAGCCAAAUGAGCCGGCAAAAAUAUCGGCAAAACAGGUGGAUCAUCCGCCGUCAUUUGCACUUUUGCGUCGAGCAUGACAUCCCAACAGUCGAUGGUCCCCAAGGUCGAGCUCCACCGCCAAGGCAGCAGUCUCGACACGACACCGAGCGACGUCGACGACCCGAUGACCGACGACGUCAAGCCGCGCAAGGCGGUCGGACGACCGUCCAAGAAGCCCGUGAUCGCCCAUGGGCUCUGGAGCUUGGAAGAGCACGAGCGCUUCCUUGUCGGCAUCCAGCUGUACCCGGAAGGUCCUUGGAAAGCCGUCGCCGACAUCAUCCAGACCCGCAAUGCCAAGCAAGCGCAGACGCACAUGCAAAAAUGCAAAGAAAAGAUCCUCCGGCAUCGGCGGCGACGCGACGAAGUGCUCCGUGGCGUCAUUCUCGACGACCAACAUGCUGAGAACGAUGUGAUUCGCUUGGCGGCAGCCGCGGCGACAGCGAACCCAGUGUUGCUGCGGCGGUCCAAGCACGCCGACAACUUGCGCUUUGCGUCCGUGGAGCCAAUUCCGCUUGACUCGCCGGCCGCCGCCGUCCUCAGCAGCACGCAGCCGCUCGACGGCCACAAGAUCACGUGGACCGAGGCGCUCGACUACUUCUGGACGUUUGUCUCGGCGGCCGACGACACCGAGGAGCGCUUUUUUGCGUAAAAGUGGCGCCACGUUUGAAUAGGUUUUAUAGGAUUUAUAGGUUGAAUAGGUUGAAUGGAGAGGUUUGGAUUGCGUAAAAUACAUUUUGUACGUGGUUGUUGACUGGAGGGGCCAUUGGCGUCGACACGCUGAUCCUUGU
This is a messenger RNA of Saprolegnia diclina VS20, 914 nucleotides long. RefSeq lists its product as hypothetical. Lineage: Eukaryota; Oomycota; Saprolegniomycetes; Saprolegniales; Saprolegniaceae. The transcript has a single exon. The record is from RefSeq and is a predicted model, not a curated record. Bases 161 to 775 code for a protein of 204 amino acids.